Messenger RNA from Helicoverpa armigera (cotton bollworm), 549 nucleotides. RefSeq lists its product as uncharacterized. NCBI's taxonomy places the organism in Eukaryota, Metazoa, Arthropoda, Insecta, Lepidoptera, Noctuidae. Bases 1 to 549 code for a protein of 182 amino acids. Gene Ontology annotation, biological process: chemosensory behavior; sensory perception of taste; male courtship behavior. The transcript has a single exon. Gene Ontology annotation, cellular component: axon; membrane; neuronal cell body. The record is from RefSeq and is a predicted model, not a curated record.
AUGGAAAGCGAAACUGUUAGAACUGAAGAUACGGUGAAUUUAAUUGGAGAUACGUCAGAGAGUAAUACUAAAAUACGCGACCUGGCUCAGAUGUAUGGCAUGAUCGGACAUACCUGUUCUAUGAUCGGUAAAAUUUUCAGCCUCCAGAUUCUUACGAUACUUAUGAGUGUGUUUAUAUUAUUAAUUACCAUCAUGUACACCAGUCUCAUCGUUUACCAAACUUCAAUGGAUGUCUUUGGUCAAACGGUAAAUGCAAUAGUUUCAUUUUCCUUUUGGAUUUUUUACUUGGCUUUCAUGUCAUUCAAAUGUGAACGAUUACUCUCAGUACGCAACGAAACAAAAAUUCUUUUAAACAAAAUCAUCAUGAACUAUGAUCUGCCGACGACAAUGAGAGAUCAAGCUAAAGCGUUCAUGCAACUCGUGGAGGCGUGGCCGUUGCGUAUCCACAUUUACGAUAUGUUCUCAGUAGACAUAACGCUAAUGUUGAAAUUUAUAAGUGUGGCCACAACUUACUUUAUUGUAGUUAUUCAAGUAGUAAAUUUUUCUUAG